AUGCUCAAGAACUUAUUAGAAAUAUUUGGUUCACUAUACACUCCUCCUUAUCAGUCUGCUAAUGAUGACGAUACAUUAGGAUUUGAAAAAAAAUCACUUCCUCAUAAUAUUGAUAAAUCAGUAACGUAUGAUAGAUUUAUUCCAAAUAAUACAAAUGGCCAGCAAUUCCUGCACAGAAAUAUCAGGACUGGAAAGGACCUGAAUAGUCCUGAACAAGAAUAUCAAAAGGAAUUGGCAUGUGCAUAUGGAUUGGCAAUUGAUAAGAAUAUAUUGGAAUUUAAGGUUGAACAUCAUCAACCUAAUAACCAUUAUCAAAAAAUUGAUCAAUUAAACCAAAUUUACAAUUGUCAACCAGAGUCAUCAUGUAUCAAAAAACGCAUAAUACCAACAAGCCCUGAAUAUACACUUGAUGUACUAGGAGUGAUUGAUGACUAUUACUUAAAUAUAUUGGAUUGGAGUAACCAAAAUAUAGUGGCAGUUGGAAUAGAUAAAAGAGUUUAUUUGUGGGAUAUAAUAACUGAUGAGUUGUCAGCAAUUACUAUAAUUAGAAGUGGUACUAAUACUAUUUCAAGUCUUUCAUGGUCUGAAGAUGGUGAUCAUCUUGCUGUGGGAUUGAAUGAUGGCAAUAUUGAAAUAUGGAAUAUUUGGAGUGUUCAAAAGAUUAGAUCAAUGAAUGGUCAUACUACUCGUGUAGGUGUUAUGACAUGGAAUAAACAUAUUAUUGCUUCAGGAUGUAGGGAUGGUAGUAUUUGGAAACAUGAUAUUAGACUUGCACAACAUAAAUUUGGAGAAAUGCACAAUCAUAAUAGAGAAGUUUGUGGUUUGAAAUGGAGAAGUGAUGGUGAACAAUUGGCUAGUGGAGGUGAUGACUGUAAAGUUAAUAUUUGGGAUGCAAAAUCAAGCAUUCCAAAGUUUACUAAAACUGACCAUAAAGCUGCUGCAAUUGCAUGGAGCCCUUGGCAAAGAAAUUUGCUUGCAACAGGUGGAGGAAUAGCAGAUCAACAAAUUUAUUUCUGGAAUACAGAUACAUCAUUGCAAUUGAAAUCAAUUAAUACUCAAUCACAGGUUACAUCAAUUGUUUGGUCAAAUCACUACAAUGAAGUAUUAUCAACUCAUGGAGAUCCAAAUUUCCAAUUUACAAUCUGGAAAUAUCCUUCACUAAAGAAAAUUAUUGAUGUUAAGCAUGCACAUUCAGAUUGUAUUUUACACUCAGCUUUGAGCCCUGGGGGAGAAAUUGUAGCAACUUUAGGUGAUGAGUGUUUGAAAUUUUGGCGUGUAUUUCAAAAACAAAGAAAAAUCAAGAAUUUAAUUAGAUAA
Messenger RNA from Entrophospora sp. SA101, 1317 nucleotides. The record is from the annotation of a GenBank genome assembly. Lineage: Eukaryota; Fungi; Glomeromycota; Glomeromycetes; Entrophosporales; Entrophosporaceae.